AUGUUUAGUGCUCCUGGUAAAGCCUUCUUGGCUGGCGGGUAUCUUGUUCUGGAUCCCAAAUACAGGGCAUUUGUGGUUGCUCUGUCAUCUAGAAUGUAUGCUCACGCAGAAAUUGUCUCGGAAGGAGGCGAUACUACCGAGAUCUCGGUCAGAUCGCCCCAAUUCUUAGAGGGAGACUGGACAUAUAAAGUGGACCUAUCACGCCCAACACAAUCUCAGGAAGUUCAUGGACGCAAGAACCCGUUCAUCAAAGCAACGUUGGAUAUUAUCUUGUUAUACUUGAGCCCAAAGGUCAACAAAAGCAUUGUCAUCACCAUCUUUUCCGACGCGGGUUACCAUUCGCAAACAAACUCGGUUCCAAAAACGUCGGAGUCGGGAAAAAGAACGUUCCGUUACCACUCGCAGCCAAUCACUGAGGUCUCAAAAACCGGACUUGGGUCGAGUGCCGGACUGGUUGCCUCUUUGACUGCCGCACUGCUGUCCUGUUACGUUGAAACAUUGGAUGUGAAAAAUGAUGCAACUCUUAACCAGAUACACAACCUUGCACAAAUUUCCCACUGUUUAGCUCAGGGAAAAAUAGGCUCUGGGUUUGAUGUUGCGUCGGCAACGUUUGGAUCGAUUGUUUAUCGUCGAUUUGACCCAGAGUUGGUCAACAAAGUCAUCGAGACUUGGGACCGCGAAUACCUUGUGAACCUUGUCGAUAACGUUGACUGGAAAAUCGAAAUCAGCAAGUGUGCUCUUCCUUCGGGAGUCAAGCUGUUGAUGGGAGACAUUGUUGGUGGAUCGGAAACGCCGAAGCUUGUCUCAAAGGUUCUUUCGUGGAGGAAAGAGAAUGCAUCUAGAUCUUUGGAGGUCUGGGAGACCCUCAACAAGAAUAAUAUGAGCCUCGUUUCAGGAUUGGAGAGAUUGCAAACCAUGAGCAAAGAACAACCAGAGACUUACAAACUACUUCUGCAGAGCUUGGUUGCAGGCAACAAAAGUGGGUUCCAAGACGUUGUUUCCAGCAUUCAAGGUAUUCGUAAAUACCUCAAGAUAAUGACGCAGGAAAGUGGUGCCGAGAUCGAGCCUGACCAGCAAACCAAACUGUUAGAUUAUUGCAUGUCCCUGGACGGAGUUUUGGGAGGAGUUGUUCCUGGUGCCGGUGGAUACGACGCUGUUUGUUUGUUGGUUGCAGAAGACUCGAUCCCGCAGGUGAUCGAGAACACUCAGAACCAUUCGGUCACAUGGUUGGAUCUCCGCGAACAGGAAUUGGGGCUCAGACAAGAAGACGUGUCUGAGUUUUCCGGGCUUUUUUAG
This is a messenger RNA of Ogataea philodendri, 1296 nucleotides long. RefSeq lists its product as uncharacterized. NCBI's taxonomy places the organism in Eukaryota, Fungi, Ascomycota, Pichiomycetes, Pichiales, Pichiaceae. Bases 1 to 1296 code for a protein of 431 amino acids. Gene Ontology annotation, cellular component: peroxisome. The record is from RefSeq and is a predicted model, not a curated record. The transcript has a single exon. Gene Ontology annotation, molecular function: ATP binding; phosphomevalonate kinase activity. Gene Ontology annotation, biological process: ergosterol biosynthetic process; isopentenyl diphosphate biosynthetic process, mevalonate pathway.